CUUAUCAAUUCACCGUUGACGAAGGCCUACCAUUAGCAGCUGAUAACUGAAACUGAAGCUCCACCGAAAUGGCAUUCCCCAAUUUAUUCACCAUUCUAAUGCCUCAUCUCCUUCUGAUCAUCAUCUUCAUCAUCUCCACAGCUUCCCCACCAUCACUUGCAUCCCGCUUCUCCAAUUUCCCCUUGUCCAAACGAGCCCCACGCUUCCUUGGCAAAUUCUCACACCAGAUCAAACCCCUGCAGCAGCGAGAGUACCGAUACGAGACCCGAUACUUUUAUCAGAGACUCGACCACUUCAGCUUCUCGGAACUCCCGAGUUUCCCCCAACGCUACCUGAUAAACACUGAGCACUGGGUGGGUCCCGACCGUUUGGGUCCUAUCUUCCUCUACUGCGGGAAUGAAGGCGACAUCGAAUGGUUCGCACUCAACACUGGCUUUGUCUGGGAUAUCGCGCCCCGUUUCGGCGCCAUGGUCGUUUUCCCUGAGCAUCGGUAUUAUGGAGAGUCAAUGCCAUUUGGGAGCAGGGACGUGGCGUAUAAGAACGCAACUACACUAUCGUAUCUAACGGCGGAGCAAGCGCUGGCUGAUUUCGCGGUGCUGAUUACGGACUUGAAGAGAAACUUAUCGGCGGAGGGUUGUCCUGUGGUGUUAUUCGGUGGAUCGUACGGUGGAAUGCUAGCGGCGUGGAUGAGGCUGAAGUAUCCUCAUAUAGCGAUCGGUGCACUUGCUUCAUCUGCGCCGAUUCUUCAAUUUGAAGAUAUUGUGCCACCGGAAACUUUUUAUAACAUCGUCUCCAACGAUUUCAAGCGUGAAAGCACCAGUUGCUUUAACACUGUAAAAGAGUCAUGGGAAGCAUUAGUAUCUGAGGGUCAGAAAGAGAAUGGACUUGUGCAAUUAACCAAAACUUUUCGCCUGUGUCGGGAAUUAAAUAGAACGGAAGAGCUUGCAGAAUGGCUGGACUCUGCUUAUAGUUAUUUGGCAAUGGUGGACUAUCCCUAUCCUUCCGCAUUUAUGAUGCCUCUGCCCGGACACCCCAUAAGAGAGGUUUGCAAAAAAAUUGAUGGUUGUCCUGAUGGGACUAGCAUUCUGGAGCGCAUUUUUGAAGGAGUAAGCAUCUAUUACAAUUAUAGUGGGAAUGUUGACUGCUUUGAACUGGAUGAUGAUCCUCAUGGCUUGGAUGGUUGGAAUUGGCAGGCUUGUACUGAGAUGGUGAUGCCAAUGGCUAGCAGCAAGGACGCAAGCAUGUUUCCAACUUAUAAUUUUAAUUAUACUUCUUUCAAGGAAGAAUGCUGGAAGGAAUUCAGGGUUGUGCCUAGGCCUAGAUGGAUAACAACUGAAUUUGGUGGACAUGAUAUCAAGACUGUGCUGGAAAAAUUUGGAAGCAACAUCAUUUUCUCUAAUGGUCUACUGGAUCCUUGGAGUGGUGGGAGUGUUCUGCAGAAUUUAUCAGAAACUGUUGUUGCCCUUGUUACAGAAGAAGGGGCUCAUCACAUAGACUUGCGUCCUUCAACACCUGAGGAUCCUGAUUGGUUGGUAGAGCAGAGGACAACUGAAAUCAAGCUGAUUGAAGGAUGGAUAAAUGGCUACAAUCAGAAAAAGAAAACAACUUUCAACAUGUAGGGGGUUAAAAACUGCUCUAGUAGAUCCUUGCUUGAACAUAUCUGAAGCCUUUUUUUUCUCUGGUUUUCUCGCUGGAAUAACGAAACAAAAAUAUGUUGAAAACUUUGGUUCCGCUUACCUGGUCUGUACGCAUUGCUGCAUAAAAUCAUAAGUUUGUUUUUCUGGCUACAGAAAAUUAGAGUUAUCUAUUGAUUUCUAUCUGCAAUCAUAGGGCAGUUAAGUUUAACUGCUAUUUGCAGAGAGCUCGUUAAAACA
Messenger RNA from Hevea brasiliensis (rubber tree), 1874 nucleotides. RefSeq lists its product as uncharacterized. Gene Ontology annotation, cellular component: vacuole. The record is from RefSeq and is a predicted model, not a curated record. The coding region runs from base 69 to 1619 and encodes 516 amino acids. Gene Ontology annotation, biological process: proteolysis. Gene Ontology annotation, molecular function: dipeptidyl-peptidase activity; serine-type exopeptidase activity. The transcript has 10 exons. NCBI's taxonomy places the organism in Eukaryota, Viridiplantae, Streptophyta, Magnoliopsida, Malpighiales, Euphorbiaceae.